GCGUACGCAAAGACAUAUCCCAGCUGUAUCGUUGCUGUACAUAUACCUUGCGCCAUUACUGAUUUACUGGGUUAUAUAUAUUAUAUAUAUAUAGUCACACCAUUACUUGGGUGUAUACAUAUUCACGCAGACUGUCGAGGUGUGGGUAUAAGCAUACGAAUAUUGAAACUUUUUAUUUACAUCACAGAGUAGCGUUGCAUUUGCCUUUGACCUCAGAAUUGGUAUCUAAUUGCGAACUUCUAAUGCGGAUUGCUGUCAUUGACGAACACACUAUGACGACAUCGAAGACUACCGUAAAGGCGAAGUGGAACGAUGACCUGCGUCGCUUCACACAACCAACAGCCGACUUGACUUACGCAUACCUGCUAGCACGCAUUAGUGAGCUGUUCGUUAUCCCCGUGUCUCAAAUUAAACUGACCUAUGUGGACUCGGACUUGGACGCCAUCUCAAUCUGCUGCGAGAAAGACGUGCUGGAGGUGAUCAAGGCUUCCAAAGGUGAGUCGCCCCUGCGGUUAAACGUAUCUUCUGUGCCCAUCGACGGUGAGCCGAACGAAUCCGAAGAUGACGAAGCAUGGACUCUGAUGGGAACCGGCACACCCCCAACGAAUGAGGAGUCUCCGGUGGGAAGACCAGAGUCGCCAGUACUACAGACCCCCUCCUUUCACGAGAUGCAUGCCGACAGUUUCCCGGCAGAGUUGGACAACACUCCGCCACAAUCCGAUGGGCCAGGGCCUGCGGUGGCCGAAAGCAAUGAGGGUUCGGAAUCCCUGCCCGCUCUGCUUGAUUCUAGAGAAAUCCCGAGACGCCCACGGCAAUGCAUCGACUCAGACGCAGACUCGCCCGUUGUCCAGCGACAGGCCAGGUCGGUGUCGAACAUCUACCCGGAUCUCGAUGGUACCUCGAGUGUGGCUACCAAACAGGUUACUACCAGCAUCUACGAAGACGCCGUCUGUACUGGGUCGAGUCUCACGCCGUCCCCGACCCAUAGCAGUGGUCUGUACCCUGAUGCCAACGAGCCAUACACCGCAGAGGCCAGUUCCAGCUCCGCCUCAUCCACACCCCCGGGUGCCAGUGGUACGGGCACGGGUGCAGGGGACACCCCGGUUGACCUGUGUAGUAGCGGGAGUGAGUGUGCGCGUGGUACGAAGGAUGCAGGGUUGGGGCUGGUGACACAGACUAAGAUAUCAGCAGAGCCCGAGGCUGUAGAGACCGCAGCGGCUGCCGCAGCGACCACCGGGACCGGGUGGGACUGGGCCGACCCAUUCCGCACUGUGGCCUCGACUGUAAGUCGGGACGCCAGCGCACCCAAACCCUCUUCGAGCAGGACCGAUAAUGCCCCGUUUCCAGAGAGUACCGAACCCAUAUCGCCGCAACCACACGACUCGCCUGUAGCCGCAACGCAACUACCGUCACCGCUGGUGUUGCGGUGCGAGGACUUUGAGGGACAGGCACAGUCACAGUUGGAAGAUGAGGGUACAUCCCAACUGUCCCCGGCGUUGGGGAGCACUGGGGACAGCUACACACAUGUGCUGUCGGACUCGGAGAGAAGCCCCUCGCCAUCAACUAGCUUCACCAGUAUCGCACCACGGUUGCCUAGCAACCCGGCGGCCAGCUCAUCCCGGACGCCCACGUCACCCCCUGUCGCCACUGUGGCACAGAACAUAGGACUGUACCCUCCAGUAGACAACCAUGCAGUCACCGGGUGCACAAAUACUGACACAUCCAAGGUGGAGGAGAAUGCAGGUGCCAGUGUAUAUCCCGACUACUCCUUCAGCGGAGUUGCGGCAGAUACGGAUCUCGAUGCAGUCGCGAGUGAAGCUCAUGCGGCAGCUGAUAGUGUGGUACUUGCGCCAGGUGCUGUUGAGAAUGAGAGUGAGGGUGAGAGCCACGCCGAUGUCGCUGGGGCUGUGCCGGCUGCAGUGGGUGCCGAUACGAAUAACAUACCUCAGGUUACAUGGAUGGAGCACGUGGUCAAUGAGGGGCACUUUCACCGUCUUAUCCUACAGACUCGCUUAGAACACGAAUACAACCAGAAGCUGAGACCCACAGUAUGGAUUAUUGCAAGGGCCGUGGCGGACAAGAUGCGCGCAGCAGGAACCUACACCGAGGCACAAUUGCAGGUAGAUAUACGUACUUGCAGGUAG
Messenger RNA from Sphaeroforma arctica JP610, 2144 nucleotides. RefSeq lists its product as hypothetical. Bases 243 to 2144 code for a protein of 633 amino acids. The transcript has 8 exons. Gene Ontology annotation, molecular function: protein binding. NCBI's taxonomy places the organism in Eukaryota, Ichthyosporea, Ichthyophonida. The record is from RefSeq and is a predicted model, not a curated record.